AUGACUUGGUCAACAUUUUUGCUAACAUUCCUUCUUGUUUCAACUGUGCUCUCACGAACCCUCAAAAGGUACAGUAUUUUUUCAGAUUUUUUUUUCAAAUUGAAUUGAAUUUGUUUUCAGAGAUCCAGAAUCAUGGGUUCAAAACUGGAGAGCAGAAGAAUCUGCUGAAGAACAACUUCCAGAAAUUCAGAAUCUGGAGGGCGAUCUCUUCAAGCGCUUCAAAUUGGCAGAACAAAAUGUGGAGCCAACACCUGCAAGUUCUACAAAAAAGGAGAAAUAUGGUCCCAUUUGGUGA
Messenger RNA from Caenorhabditis angaria, 295 nucleotides. The record is from the annotation of a GenBank genome assembly. NCBI's taxonomy places the organism in Eukaryota, Metazoa, Nematoda, Chromadorea, Rhabditida, Rhabditidae.